Messenger RNA from Stegostoma tigrinum, 1469 nucleotides. Its product is annotated as putative ubiquitin carboxyl-terminal hydrolase 50. Gene Ontology annotation, biological process: protein K63-linked deubiquitination; protein K48-linked deubiquitination; Ras protein signal transduction. Gene Ontology annotation, cellular component: extrinsic component of endosome membrane; extrinsic component of plasma membrane; cytosol. The record is from RefSeq and is a predicted model, not a curated record. Gene Ontology annotation, molecular function: cysteine-type deubiquitinase activity. Lineage: Eukaryota; Metazoa; Chordata; Chondrichthyes; Orectolobiformes; Stegostomatidae. Bases 497 to 1396 code for a protein of 299 amino acids. The transcript has 8 exons.
CAUGACCAAGCCAAAUUUGACACCAAGCCUCACAAGAAGACAUUGAGGUUGGGUCCUGAGCUUUUUUCAAGUCUACAAAAACUGGGAAUGAGUGAGAGGCUGGAGCUGGAUCCCAUUAAUCUUCUCACACGGGGUUAUGUGGAAACUGAUUUAAACUUCCUGCCCGAGUAGGAUUGUGUGAGACUUCUGUAAUUCUGUAAAGGUCAACGUCUUGCCCUUGCAUUAAGUCUGUGAGGGUCUCUGAAAAAUGAACCUAACAUUUAACGCUGUGAGCAGGGUUCCAACAUCUAUGGAGGUCGUACGUGGAGGACUGAAUAAGUGAUCAUUCGCGUGUCGGUGACAUGAGACAGACGGGCCCACGAGAGCUCGAUACUACCAUCUUGUUCCUAAAUAUAGCAAUGGCUCCUUGGAACCCAGUGUGUCUAAUACCAGCAUUGAGAGGCACUCAGGUGGCGCAGGGCAGACUGGGCUUGGAAAUUCGGGGAACACCUGCUACAUGAACUGCAUCUUACAGUGUCUCUGCAACACCACUCCACUGGUGGAGUGUUUCAUAACUGGAGCUUAUGCAGAUGAUCUAAACAGAGGGCGGGGAGAGCUAUCCAAUGCAUUCUCAGCUUUAGUCAUGGACAUGUGGCUCGGCGACUGUGUUUAUAUCUUUCCUGAUGAAGUGAAGCGAGUCCUUGGCAAAUUGCAUGCAUCGUUUUCUGAUGGUACACAACAGGAUGCUCAGGAACUGCUGCUUUUUUUCCUAAAUGUUCUUCACAAUGACCUUAAGAGAUCUACAGGAGUGAGAAACAUGGAAACAUCAAUUGUUACAAAGCUGUUUCAGGGCCAGCUGAGCUAUGUCAAAUUGUGUCUGAAUUGUUACCACAAAUCUAGCCAAACUGAGAAUUUCCUGAGCCUGUCUCUGCCGAUGCCUCCUGACAGCAGAUGCUCCAUUCAGGAUUGCCUUCGAUUAUUCUUUAAAGAAGAAGUUCUCAGCUCCAGGGAUCAACCUUUCUGUUCCUUUUGUGGGAGGAAGCAGGACCAGACAGAAAGUAUCCAACUGCUGAAAGCACCUGAUAUUAUUAUCAUACACCUGAAACGCUUUGAAUCUGAUGAUCAUGGCAAUAGGAAACUGACUAGUACUGUGACCUUUCCACUUGAAGAUCUAGAUCUGUCCCAAUAUACAACAAAUCCAUCAGUGCAACAACUGAAGUAUCAUCUUUAUGCAGUUGUGAAUCAUACAGGCACUUUAGACAGUGGUCACUACACUGCAUACUGCAAGAAUCCAGUUACACAGAACUGGCAUGAAUUCAAUGAUGCAAAAGUGACCAGCAUUUCUGAGCAGAAGAUCCAGUCACCAGCUGCUUAUGUUCUUUUCUAUAAUUGUGUCAAUUUUCAGUGGGCGCAGUAAUACUAUCUCAGACUACAACAAUAAACUGUUUCCCUAUAGUCCAGUUUUCAUUCUGUACUUGCCUAUGAGGGCA